This is a messenger RNA of Ornithorhynchus anatinus (platypus), 2412 nucleotides long. RefSeq names its product mediator of cell motility 1 (gene MEMO1). NCBI's taxonomy places the organism in Eukaryota, Metazoa, Chordata, Mammalia, Monotremata, Ornithorhynchidae. Bases 105 to 998 code for a protein of 297 amino acids. The record is from RefSeq and is a predicted model, not a curated record. The transcript has 9 exons.
UCCUCCUCCUCCUCCUCCUCCUCCUCCUCCUCCUCUUCUCUUCCUCCUCCUGCCGCUCCUCCUCGAUCCCCGCGCGGGGCACCAUAGGCGGCUCAGGCGCCAAGAUGUCCACCCGACUGGUCUGCCGGGAAGCCAGUCACGCCGGCAGCUGGUACACCGCCUCAGGACCUCAGCUGAAUGCACAACUGGAAGGUUGGCUUUCACAAGUACAGUCCACAAAAAGACCUGCCAGAGCCAUUAUUGCACCCCAUGCAGGAUAUACUUACUGUGGGUCAUGCGCAGCCCAUGCAUAUAAACAAGUGGAUCCUUCUAUUACCCGGAGAAUUUUCAUCCUUGGGCCUUCCCAUCAUGUGCCCCUCUCUCGAUGUGCACUUUCCAGUGUGGAUAUAUAUAGAACACCUCUGUAUGACCUUCGUAUUGAUCAAAAGAUAUAUGGAGAAUUAUGGAAGACGGGAAUGUUUGAGCGUAUGUCUCUCCAGACAGAUGAAGAUGAACAUAGUAUUGAAAUGCAUUUGCCUUACACUGCUAAAGCCAUGGAAAGCCAUAAGGAUGAGUUUACCAUUAUUCCUGUGUUGGUGGGAGCUCUGAGCGAAUCAAAAGAACAGGAGUUUGGAAAACUCUUCAGUAAAUACCUAGCAGAUCCUAGUAACCUUUUUGUGAUUUCUUCUGAUUUCUGUCAUUGGGGUCAAAGGUUCCGUUACAGUUACUAUGAUGAAUCCCAGGGGGAGAUUUAUAGAUCCAUUGAGCACCUAGAUAAAAUGGGCAUGAAUAUUAUAGAACAGCUAGAUCCAGUAUCUUUUAGUAAUUACUUGAAGAAAUACCAUAAUACAAUAUGUGGAAGACAUCCAAUUGGGGUGUUACUAAAUGCCAUCACCGAGCUCCAGAAGAACGGAGUGAAUAUGAGCUUCUCCUUUUUGAAUUAUGCCCAGUCGAGCCAGUGUAGAAACUGGCAAGACAGUUCAGUGAGUUAUGCUGCCGGAGCACUCACGGUCCACUGAACAUCUGAAUGACUACUCAGGGAGUCACCUGCCCACACACACACGCUUUCUCUAUGGGGUCCCGGCUUAGCCCUUACAAAGAUACUGUUCCUGGUCUUUGGGUGGACUGAAACCUCAAAACUAAUAGAACUCUUUUUCUCUUCUUUUCUAGUAGGUGUAGUCCUUCCUUAAUCUCCACUCAUUAUAAAAUGCUUUCUUGUUUAGGACAAUGGAAGGAAGGCUGGCAUCAGAAUAUUUUGCGAUUUAAAGAGGUGGAAAUGGGUGUUAGAGGCUUGGUGUCAGACUGUCCUUCAAAUGCAACAUGUAAAGCAUUUACCAUAUCCUAAAUUUGCACUCUUUGCAGACCUGUGCACAUGUACUCAGCUUUCAGAAUAGUUUUGCAAACUGUAAACAAAAAAAGGUGGGGUGGAAGCUUUUUAAUAAAAAAAGAAAUUGCAUUUAUAAACGAUCCUGUAUUAGAAUAUAAUAAAUCUCCAGUAUAGUCGAUUACUACCCGUGUUGUACAACAAAUACCUUCUAUUUUAGUUGCUAAUAAAGGGCUACACAACUCAAAAUAGUCUGAUUAAAAUUAUUGCUGUGUGUGACCUAUGUAAAAUGCUUCUCACCUGCAAAUGAUGUUCAGUAUAGAAAGCAUCAGCUCUUCUGUAAUAAUAAUUUAGAAUGUAUUUUGUGUUUACACAUGUCACAAGUUGGUUUAUGCUGUAAUUUGUUUACAAGUUAGAGUUUUUCAAGAAAUAUAUUUGUUGAAGUUGCCUUUUGGUGGAUGACACCAGUUUGCAUGUCAAAGUAUGAUGUUUCAGUUGGUUGGAAAUUCGAAGUGAAUGUAAUACUUCAGCCACAAAGAUUGUGAUCGGGAGAGAUUAGUCUGUGAAUUAGGUAACACUGAAAAAUGCUGUAGUCCUUUUAGUUAAUGCAGACGGUCCACGUAAGUCUUGUUAAGGAAUUUUUCUAAAUGAAGAGAUUUUCUUGGACUUGGAUUCUUCCAUUUUUUAUUUUUUUUUAAAGAGCCAUCUUCUCUUGAUUUCCUGAAGCAUCAUUGCAUUUUGUGAAUUUUGUUGAACUAAAAUAAUGGUGUGGUGCUUUCUCAUUUCAAUUUACUGUCCUUAUACAUUUGUUGAAAAAUGUAGUUAGUUUUGAGAGCUGUCUCUCCGGCACAGUCGCAUGUCCAGAUUACAUUGAUAUACGUAUUUUACAUAGUCUUGGUCACGUAUAGCAGCUAAUAGCUGAAUAAUACGAUUUCUAGGUGCCUCUUAGAGUUUUUGACUUCCUGGCUCCGACCUUAUUCAGAAUUUUGGCCUUAUCUUAAAUAUCAACUUUCUUUAGCCAAAGAUUGAUUUAAACAUUUUUAUCUUAAAUGAUAAAAAAAUCCUAUAACGUGUGGAAAUUGUACUAUUAAAAUUGUAAUAAGUUCCUA